CAAAUAUAAGAUUGAAUCUUCAUCUGAUUUUCUAAGAUUUUCUUUUAAAUUAAAAUGUUGCCAUCGACUUUAGCCAGUUUUGAAGCAAAUAAGGAAAUUCAAAUCUUUCGUGAAUACCUAAGGAUACCAUCAGUGCUUCCUAAUGUGAAUUAUACCGAAUGUGUGGCUUUUCUUAAGCGUCAGGCUGCUAGCAUAAAUCUGGCCGUAGAUGUUGUAUAUCCUGCAAAGCAAACAAAGCCGGUGGUAAUCAUGAAAUGGCUGGGCAGCCAACCUGAGCUGCCUUCUAUACUUCUAAACUCGCAUAUGGAUGUAGUGCCCGUGUUUCGAGAGAAAUGGACACAAGAUCCAUUUGGUGCCCAUUUGGAUAGUGAGGGUAGAAUCUUUGCCCGAGGAUCACAGGACAUGAAAUGCGUGGGCACUCAGUAUUUGGCGGCUAUUCGUGCUCUUAAGGCAAAUGGCUAUCGACCAAAGCGAACUGUCUACCUAUCCUAUGUUCCCGAUGAGGAAAUUGGCGGUGUGGAUGGCAUGAAAGCCUUUGUAAAGUGCGAGUACUUUCAAAAAAUGAAUGUGGGCUUUAGCAUGGACGAAGGUGUGGGCAGUACGAAUGAUACAAUCAGUCUAUUCUAUGGCGAGCGAACCCUUUGGCAUCUCACAUUUAGAUCUAAUGGCACUGCUGGACACGGUUCGCUUUUGCUCAACAAUACGGCUGGUGUGAAAUUACAUUAUGUAAUUAAUAAAAUGAUGGAAUUUCGGGCCACUCAAUUGAAUCGCUUGAAUGAGACGAAAACUUAUAGCAUUGGCGAUGUGACCACUGUCAAUCUAACUGGCUUGAGUGGCGGUGUCCAGAGUAAUGUGAUUCCACCAGUUUUUGAAGCCAAUUUCGAUAUACGUCUGGCUACCACAGUGAAUGUAGAAGCUUUUGAAGAGAAACUUCGUCGAUGGUGCACUGAAGCGGGCGGUGACAUUGAAUUGAUCUUCACACAAAAGAAUCCACAUAUAAAACCCACCAAGUUAGAUGAAUCGAAUCCAUUUUGGGUGGCCUAUAAAGCUGUACUGGAUAAAUUAGACUUAAAAGUGAUGCCCCUUGUGUGUCCCGGAGCCACUGACAGCCGAUUUAUUCGAGAGUUGGGAAUACCUGCAAUUGGAUUUUCGCCAAUUAUAAACACGCCCAUUUUGUUGCACGAUCACGAUGAAUAUUUGAGAGCAGAUAACUAUCUCGAGGGUAUUAAGAUUUUUGAGAAAUUGAUUUCAAGCGUUGCCAAUGUUUAAAUAUAUCCACUAACCUUUGAAA
Molecule: messenger RNA, 1291 nt
Organism: Drosophila willistoni
Lineage: Eukaryota; Metazoa; Arthropoda; Insecta; Diptera; Drosophilidae
Product: aminoacylase-1
Exons: 4
Coding region: 55-1269 (404 amino acids)
Biological process (GO): amino acid metabolic process
Cellular component (GO): cytoplasm
Molecular function (GO): aminoacylase activity
Source: RefSeq, a predicted model, not a curated record